AUGAGCAGCCAACUGUCGAUUGAAAUCCCCUCAGUCGAACAACAUUCGACUGGGUUUGGCAUUGGAACGGCUGCUCCACGCCUAUCAUGGCGAUUCCUCACAAUCGCCGACAGUAGCCCUUGCAACUGGAAACAGACGGCCUACGAAGUGCACAUUGUUCGUUCUGAAUCGCAGGAUGAAACCUAUCAUGUGACCAGCACUGAAUCGGUGCUAGUACCUUGGCCAAGUACUCCUCUACAGUCCAGGGAAAGUGCACAGAUUCGGGUUCGGGCAUACGGUUGCAGUGCCGCUGAUGACAAGGCUGAGCCUACCGCUUGGUCGCCAUGGCGGACCAUUGAAUGUGGAUUACUCGACCGCAGUGACUGGGUUGCCCGUCCUAUCGCGAGUUCUAGUGAACCACAGCCCGAUGGCCCAUUGCGACCGCUUCGAUUUAGAAAGGAUUUUAGACUUUCUGCGACGAGCACCGUUGAAAAGGCCCGCCUUUAUAUAACAAGCUUAGGUGUAUACCGCGCCUUUGUUAACGGUCAUCUGGUGGGGGACCAGUGCCUCGCCCCAGGAUGGACCAGUUACCGCCAUCGUUUGAACUACCAAGUAUUCGAUGUUGCAUCGCUCCUAAAUGCUGAAGGUUCUAAUAUCCUUGCCGUAGAGGUGGCGGAAGGCUGGUACGCUACACGCCUCGGCUUUCGUGGGGGGCGAAGACAGCUUUACGGAGAUCGACUAGCUGCGUUGGCCCAACUUGAAAUUCAUGUCGGACAUGGAGGAGAUCAGUUCACUUUGUGUACUGACAGCACGUGGACUUGUACUCCAAGUGCAAUUGUGCGCAGUGAACUCUACGACGGCGAAAUUUACGAUGCCCGCGAAGAGGAUGCGUCUUGGAACUGCCGCAGCCUUGACCCCUAUGUCGACAAUUCGAGCUGGAAUUCCGUACAAGAAAUUGACUUUCCAACAGCGACAUUGGUAGCGCCUGAUGCUCCACCUGUUCGUGUCACCGAGGAAAUUACCCCGAUUUCAGUGCAAAAGACGCCAUCCGGGGCAACAGUUCUCGAUUUCGGACAGAACCUAGUUGGUCGGCUUCGCGUGAGAUCUCUAAAGCAACUCUCUGGCUCUCGAGUGUCUUUCAUACAUGCGGAGGUGCUAGAGAAUGGUGAGCUCGGUAUUCGACCACUGCGACACGCCAAGUGUACCGACGAAAUCAUUCUGAACGGUACUGAGAUUGUUGAUUGGUCGCCUCAGUAUACGUUUCACGGGUUUCGAUACGUCCAGGUGAACGGCUGGGACGAAGAACGGGAUGGAUCACUGCUCGUAAACAUCACAGCACUCGUGAUGCACACCGAUAUGACUCGCAGCGGAUGGUUUUCUUGCUCUCACCCCAUGAUCAAUAAGCUCCAUGACAAUGCUUGGUGGAGUAUGCGCGGGAAUUUUCUGUCGAUCCCGACUGACUGCCCUCAAAGGGACGAACGACUCGGUUGGACUGGAGACAUUCAGGUGUUCUGCCCAUCAGCGAACUUUCUCUACAAUACCGCAGGGAUGCUAGGUGGUUGGUUACAAGAUGUUGCGGCUGAGCAGUUAAAGGAGAAAGACGGCUGUGUGCCUCCGUUUGUGGUCCCAAAUGUAAUCAGUGAGGAGCUGUGGCCUCAUACGCCGCAAGCUGUGUGGGAUGAUGUAGUAAUUCUGACGCCUUGGGCCCUAUAUCUCUCCUAUGGCGACCGUGACAUGCUUGGUCGACAGCAUGAAAGUAUGCUCGCCUGGAUCGACCGGGGAAUCCGACGCGGCUCUGACGGACUUUGGGACCCUGAUCUUUGGCAGUUAGGAGAUUGGUUAGAUCCAGCAGCGCCACCUGUAGAACCAGGUGAUGCACGUACAAGCGGCACACUCGUUGCAGACGCCUACUUAGUGCAUAUAACAUUUGUCAUGUCAGAGAUCAGCAAGGUCCUAGAUCAGGAACAAGAUGCUAUACGAUUCAAGGCGGACUAUGACCGACUUAAAGCGAAAUUCCAGGCUAAGUAUAUCGCGCCUUCAGGGUUGCUGGUCGGGGAUACGCAAACUGCUCUCAGCCUUGCCAUUAUUUAUGAUCUCCACUCAACAUCUGAACAAGCCAAGGCUGCAGCAUCACGUCUCGUCCAACUCGUACGACAAGCGAAGUUCCGCGUUGCUACUGGGUUUGCUGGCACGCCAAUUAUUACACAUGCUCUUACUAAGAGCGGGUACCCUCAGAUCGCUUACCGGAUGUUGCAGGAGAAGAAUCGCCCGUCGUGGAUGUACCCCAUCACCAUGGGUGCGACGACGGUGUGGGAGCGUUGGGAUAGCAUGCUUCCCGAUGGGUCUAUUAAUCCGGGAGAAAUGACUAGCUUCAACCACUACGCCCUGGGAUCUGUCAUUAACUGGCUACACUCUACUGUAGCUGGUGUGAGCCCUCUUUCUGCAGGCUGGAAGCAGGUCAAAGUAGCGCCCAUCCCGGGUGGUACAAUCGACUCGGCGGAGGCUAAAUACGACACUCCAUACGGACGUUUAGAAUGUCGGUGGUCGAUCGAGAGCGAAGCAGAUAUUUUCGACAUGGCGCUGUUGAUUCCGCCAAAUACUCGUGCGCUGGUUAUAUUGCCUAAUACAGAGAAGUUGAUGAAGCAUACGAUCUCUCAAGAAGACGAAGGACAAUGGGUAGGGUCUGGACAUCACAACUUUUCAGUUCCUUUCAAGUGGAGGGACUAUUCCAGUGAAUGGCCUCCGAAGACGCUGAUCCCAAUUAUGCGACGACCUGAACCGGACAAUAUUGCGUGA
Molecule: messenger RNA, 2775 nt
Organism: Talaromyces amestolkiae
Lineage: Eukaryota; Fungi; Ascomycota; Eurotiomycetes; Eurotiales; Trichocomaceae
Exons: 1
Coding region: 1-2775 (924 amino acids)
Biological process (GO): carbohydrate metabolic process
Source: RefSeq, a predicted model, not a curated record